AUGUCAACCACUACAGCUAGUUCCUCCUCGCUCUCUACAAAUCAUUCAUCUUCAACACCUUCUGCUUCGACUACCGCCACUACGGCACUUUCUUCUUCUGAAGUAUCUAUUGUCGACAGUACGUCGCAAAAUUCUACUCAGUCUUUGUUUCAAAAUACACAAGACUUAGACGAUGGGUUGUCUGAAGAGGUACCUUUGCACCAGAUAAUCUGGGAAAUAGUUGAGAGGUACUACACCACAUUUUACCUAGAACCCAAUCAACUACAUCGCUUUUAUAAAAAAGAAUCAACUGCCCUUCAUGGAUUUGAAGGGGUUAAUAGCGAAGUUUAUGAAGGUCAAGCCGGUAUCCGACAACUUAUUUCUAAUCAUAAUUUCAAAAAUAGUAAAGUUAUGAUUUCCAAUAUUGAUUUUCAAAAAAUUGGUGAUGUUGAUAUACUAGUUCAGAUAAUUGGUGAAUUUGCCAAGGCUAAUGAGCCAUCUCAAAAGUUUGUUCAGUCUUUUGUUUUAUCAUCAUAUGAGUCUCAAAAUAGCAGUUAUUUUAUCCGAAACGAUGUUCUCCGGUUUCUUAGAGAAGAUCUCCCUUCUGAGAUUGGUGAUUACGAUGAGUCUCCUGCAUCAACUGUUGUUGAUUCAGAAGCCGUUCAAUUAAAGGUCCCUGAACCAAGCUCUACUUCGAAUUCUAUUGAAACCUCAAAGGCUUUUGAAUCACCAAAUGGUCCAAUUUCUGCAGAAUUUUCUUCGGAUAAUGAUUUGAAGCAGAUCUCUCAUACUGUUGAUUCCUCAGUGACUACUUUGAUUGCAUCCAAAAGCGAACUUUUAAAUGAGUCUCAAGAAGUUAACUUGGACGAAACUACUCAAGAAACCGCUGAAACUUUUGAGCACCCCUCUUCUUCAGAGUCAUUUGUAGAGCUUAUCGAUGAUACUGAAAAACUAUCUUCUGAAAAGUCUGUUGAUAAAAGUGGUAAUGAAUCUACGGUAAUAUCUGCUGUUGCGCCUUUGGUAGAUGUUGGAAACGAAGUUAACUCAGACUCUGUUGUCUCUGAAUCUCAUAUUAAUCCUGAUUCCAUUGCGGCAUUUGAGCCUCCUUUAUCUAUUCCCACAGGUCCUGCUUCUACAUCAUCGUCUCAAGAGCCAAUCUCUACCUUUGAAAACAUGGAAUUAAAAGAAGACUCAGAUGAAAGAGUUUCUCUUAGUGCAUCUUCUAUACCCGCUACUUGGGCUUCAGUUGCUCGCACUCAUAUUGGAAACGGCACCCCUGCUCCUUCUAUUGUUUCUCAAAAAGCACCUCUUAUUUCACGGCCCCAACCAAAACCACAGCCAACAAUCUCGCCACGAGCUACUAACGGUAAUGUCAUUGGACCCAAGGAAUUCUUUUCUGUGUACAUUAAAAUGACUGAAAAUAUGGAUUUGACUGGUCUUCGAAAUGCCCUCGAACGAUUUGGUCAAGUCACUCAUUUUGAUCCUCAGAGAACUCGUGGUGCUGUGUUUGUGGACUUCAAGACUGAGGAGGAUAUGCUAAGAGCUCUUGAUGCAAAGGAAGUUGUGCAACAGCAACAACAAUAA
Molecule: messenger RNA, 1563 nt
Organism: Magnusiomyces paraingens
Lineage: Eukaryota; Fungi; Ascomycota; Dipodascomycetes; Dipodascales; Dipodascaceae
Exons: 2
Coding region: 1-1563 (520 amino acids)
Biological process (GO): protein deubiquitination; ribophagy
Cellular component (GO): ribonucleoprotein complex; Ubp3-Bre5 deubiquitination complex; cytosol
Molecular function (GO): mRNA binding
Source: RefSeq, a predicted model, not a curated record